Molecule: messenger RNA, 3924 nt
Organism: Zingiber officinale
Lineage: Eukaryota; Viridiplantae; Streptophyta; Magnoliopsida; Zingiberales; Zingiberaceae
Product: histone-lysine N-methyltransferase ATX4-like
Exons: 23
Coding region: 252-3437 (1061 amino acids)
Biological process (GO): regulation of transcription by RNA polymerase II
Molecular function (GO): protein binding
Source: RefSeq, a predicted model, not a curated record
CCUUCUUCUCCCCAAAGAGCUCUCUUGCGAAUCCGACGGAAGAGAGAAUUAGAGGGGUAGGAGAUCGCAGGAAGGCGUUUGCGAAGUUAUCGUGAUCCGGUUAUUGUCCAAUUCUUUCGGCUUUUUUGUUUCUUUAUUUUUUCGGGGUAUAUUGGCAUGGGAAUCUCGAGGAUUAGGGCUUCUUUCAGGAAUUUCCGGAGAAUUCUCGGUUCUGCUUGGUCGAGGAAAUUCGGCGGGUUUUAGAUCGGAGGAUGAUCAUUAACCGCAGUUUGAGGGGCCAAAUGCCGAACUUGAAGCGAUGCAAGGCCGAGGAGCCGACGUUCUGCGAUGAUGAGAGCGGCGACGGGGCGGCGGACGGACGCAGGAAGCGGCGUAGGGAUGGGUCGUUCCCGUCCGAGAUGAUGGGGGACGUCUCCGCCGGCGCUGGAAUUCCCUGCCUUUCGGAUGGUUUGCGGAUGGGGAGUGACUGCGGGGAUCUCGGCGCAGGUUGCCUGGGUUCCUCUUGUUCUGGCGAGCUGUCCGUAUCCACUUCCGUCGUGGUGGAGGCUGACGAACGAGUCAGGGAAGGGUCGGCGGUGCGCGCGGCUCCUUCCGCACCAGUCGUGCGGACGUCCAGGGGGCGCUUGCAGUUUCUUCCUUCUCGUUUUAGGGAUUCUGUUCUCGCUGAUCCUUGGAAGAAAGAAAAACAAAAACCGAAGGGUACAGGUACUGGUUCAUUUGUCCAAGCUGAUCUGCAAUCCUGCAAAGAUGAUAAAUUUAGCUACACUGGCUUCGAAUUUAACUCGGGAUCGAAGAAUUCCUGCACAUUGGUAAGGGAAGUGGAGUUUUAUAGAGCUUGCAGAAAUAGCAGUACGAACAAGUGUUCUACUUCUCGAAGUACUCUUACAUCCAUCGAGGACAGCCUGGUGGGUCUGGAAAAGAAGUUCCUGCAACCUGUUCUCAAUGCACAGGACCAGCCGCAUUGUUAUUCUAAUUUAAUUAUGGAGUCAAAUCUAGCAAGGGAAGGUUCAGACAGAAAGGAAGAUUUUUACUGCCCAGAGGAUUUUGUUCUGGGUGAUAUAGUUUGGGCAAAAUAUGGAAACAAAAACCUUUCUUGGCCAGCAAUGGUGAUUGAUCCUUUGCUGCAAGCUCCUGAAAAUGUUUUAAAUUCGUGUGUGGCUGGAGCUCUUUGUGUUAUGUUUUUUGGGCAGUCCAGAAAUGGAAGGGUAUAUUCAUGGGUGAAACAAGGGAUGAUUUUCCCCUUCUUAGAUUACCUAGAAAGAUUUCAAGGGCAAACUCAAUUAUAUAAGUACAAGUCUAGCGAUUUUCGAAUGGCUAUUGAGGAGUCUUUCUUAGCUCAGCAUGGUUUUUCUCCUGUGAGCAGUAAUGGUCACUUUGCUUCAGACAAAUCUGUUCCUUGUACAUACCAAGAGGUUGCUGAUUCAAAUCGCGAACAAGAAUGCCAAUCAAAAUUCCAGAUUGUAGACAAAUCAGGGAUGCUUUGUGAAAGCUGUGGAAUGAAUCUUCCAUAUGGAAGUGCAAAGAAGAUGAAAGGGAAUUCACAGCAGUUACUGUGUAAACAUUGUGCUAAGCUCCUGAGUUCAAAGCAGUACUGUGGGAUUUGCAAGAAGAUUUGGCAUCACACAGAUGGGGGAAAUUGGGUUUGUUGUGAUGGGUGUCAAGUGUGGGUACAUGUAGAAUGUGACAACACAUGUGGUAACCAAAAGGAUCUGGAGAAGAACGAUUAUUUCUGCCCUGAUUGCAAGGCUAAAUUUGAAGUGUCAGAUAGAAAGUCUAUAACAAUCAGAUCUAUUGAUGAUACUUUCGGGGAAAAGUUGUCUGACAAGAUCACUGUUAUCUGCUGCAAUAUGGAAGGAAUAUAUUUGCCAAAAGAACACAUGGUUUUAUGUCAAUGCAGCUCCUGUAAUUCAAAGAAACUAACUCUUAACGAGUGGGAACGACAUACAGGUUCUAGGAAGAAGUAUUGGAAGGUUAGCGUCAAAAUCAAGAGUACUGGACAGCAACUGGGAAAAUGGCUAGAAGAGGGCAGCCCAUCUUUUAAUAACCAAGUUAAGUGCCCAUCACUUGGUAAUAGAAAAGAGAAGCUCCUUACUUUGCUUCAAGAACCAUAUGAACAAAUACUUGCCAAGUGGACAACAGAAAGGUGUGCAAUUUGCAGAUGGAUAGAAGAUUGGGAUUACAACAAGAUCAUUAUAUGCAACAGAUGUCAAAUAGCUGUUCAUCAGGAAUGCUAUGGAGCAGUAAAUGUACAAAAUUUGGCCUCCUGGGUUUGCAGAGCUUGUGAAACGCCCCUUCAUAAAAGGGAGUGUUGUCUUUGCCCCAUCAAAGGUGGUGCACUGAAGCCAACAAAUAUUGAUAAGUUGUGGGUUCAUGUUACAUGUGCAUGGUUUCAACCAAAGGUAUCCUUUUCCAGUGGUGAAACAAUGGAGCCUGCUAACGGCAUAUUAGAUAUACCAUCUCUGCUGUUUGAGAAGGUUUGCGUGAUAUGCAAGCAGAAACAUGGCGCUUGCACACAAUGCUACACAUGUUCCACUUAUUACCAUGCUAUGUGUGCAUCACGAGCAGGUUAUAGGACGGAGUUGCAUUGUCUGGAAAAAAAUGGGAAACAAACAGUAAAGCUGCUAUCCUAUUGUGCACAUCACAGGUCUCCCAAUCCGGAUAAUGUGCUAAUUAUGCAGACUCCGUCGGGGAUUAUCUCCACUAAUAAAUUGUUGAAGAACAUUAAAAGGCAAAGUGGUUCAAAACCAAUUAUGAUGGAGAUGCCACGGGAAAACAUAACCUCAACAUCUCUAUCUUCUAAAGCGCCAUCCGCUAUGAGAUGCUCAAUUUACCCAAGAACAGAAACCAAGAAUAUACGAGAAAGUGGAAUUCCACAUAGAGUUAUGGGACCUUGUUAUCAUUCUUGGGACUCUAUUGAAAGUUUAAAUGCAGCUAUGGAUGAUAAAACUCGGAAAUCAUUUUCUUCAUUUAAAGAGCGCCUUCGCUAUUUGCAGUCAACUGAACACACUAGGGUAUGCUUUGGAAAAUCCAGGAUUCAUGGAUGGGGUCUAUUUGCCCGUAGAAGCCUUCAAGAAGGAGAAAUGGUCAUUGAGUACCGAGGAGAGCAGGUCAGAUGCAGUGUUGCAGAUCUCCGAGAAGCACGAUAUAAAAUGGAAAAAAAAGACUGCUAUCUAUUCAAAAUAAGUGAAGAGAUUGUAGUUGAUGCCACAAAUAAAGGAAAUAUAGCUCGCCUAAUAAACCACUCUUGCAUGCCAAGCUGCUAUGCUCGGAUCAUGAAUGUUGGUGAGGAUCAGAGCCGUGUUGUUCUUAUAGCUAAGAAGAAUGUUUCUGCAGGAGAGGAGCUAACGUAUGAUUAUUUGUUCGAUCCUGAUGAAGCUGAGGAAUGUAAAGUUCCCUGCCUCUGCAAUGUGCCAAACUGUAGGGGAUUUAUGAACUAGCUAACCUCAUUAGCCAUUACUGUGUGCGGCAAUGAACAAUAUUGCAAUGCUGGAAUGGAGAAACUGAAGCAUUAGAGAUCUAAUCUAGCUUCGUCAAUCUACCUGUCGUCGAGUCCUCGAGUUGAGAGUGUCUCGGGGCAUCAAAAUUCAAAAUGGUGGUCUCUUGAAACCAUUCGGUUCAUCGACAGCAGCCAAUCCAGCUAGAGUUAUUUACACAAGAACUCAGAGAGGAGACCAAGCAUAUCUAAAUGAGUUGUUACGGGCGCAAGGUCCCGUUUCUUUUUGUGUAUAUAUAUAUAUAAUCUUAUUUUUCAUUUUUCCACAGAAGGAAGUAUUAUUUUUCCUAUUCUUUUUCAAAAUCUUGAUAAGUUCCCCCAAAUUAUACGGAAAUGAAGAUAGCAUUUGUUGACUUGUAUAUAUUAAACAAGUGACGAUCUGUGUACAAUCCUCUUUAUUAUUAGUAUUUUUUUUGGGUCUGUUUCUCUUU